AUGCCGGGCUCGCACUCGCAGGCAUCGCCGCCGCGCCCAGGAGGAGCAGGAGGAGCAGGAGGAGGAGGAGGAGCAGCAGGAGCAGGAGCAGCAGGUGCAGGAGCAGGAGGAGGAGCAGGACAGCCGUCGUCGCACACACGCACCUACCAGGCGUGCAUACCGUGCCGGCGCAGGAAAGUGCGCUGCGACCUGGGCCCCGUGGACAACCCGCACGAUCCGCCGUGUGUGCGCUGCCGGCGCGAGAGCAAGGAGUGCUUCUUCUCGGCCACGCGCCGCAAGCGCAAGCAGGAUGGCGACGAUGAGCUGGACGAGCAGGACGACUACGAGGUCCGCAACGCGAGGAAGCGCUCGCGCCCGCACGACAUGGAGCCGCCAGAGCCCCUCGUCGCCGGCCACAACGGCGCCUACGUCUCGCAGCCGCUGACGCCCGGCGGCUCCGUGGGGCGCUAUGAGCCGCUGCGACGGCCGACGACGUCGGCCUCGAUGCACCCCGUCGAGCAGAGCGAUGAGGACAUCAAGGUCAACAACGAGUCGGUCGCCACCCUGCAGACGGGCGAGAUCUACAGCGGCCACGAUGCCCUCAACCUGCUGUUCGAGGCCGCCCGCAACGGCGGCAUGGGCAUGGGCAUGGACAUGGACCUGCACCGCCGCACCGCCAGCACCUCGAGCCUGCACCGCCCGGCCCUGGCCAGCACCCCGGGCUCGCACACCUUUGGCAGCCCCCACCGCAGCCACUCGCACGCCGCCGCCGACCCCGUCGUCGACCCCGCCAUCUCACAACCACCACCACCGCCACCACCGCCACAGCAAUCGCCGCAGCCACCACAGCCACCACAGCCACUGCAGACACAACCACCGCAACCACCACAACCACAACCACCACUACCGCCGCCACCGCCCCAGCCACAGCCACAGCCGCCUCUGCUGCCAGACCCGCCCAACGAGGCGGCCUUUGGCGAGGCGCUCAAGGCCUGGACACGCUUCCGCUUCGUGCGCGCCGGCUGGCUGACGGCCAAGGAGGCCAUUGCCUACAUCGACUACUUCUACGCCUACCUGUCCCCGCUGACCCCCAUCGUCGUCCCGGACUACCGCGACCAUGCCUUCCACGCCAAGCUGCUCAAGGAGGAGCCCAUGCUGGUCGUCACCCUGCUCACCAUCUCCUCGCGCUACUCGCAGCCGAGCGGCACCACAAACGCCGGCGCUGCCUCCCGCGCCUACCUCAUCCACGAGAAGCUAUGGAAGUACCUGCAGCGCAUGAUAGACCGCAUGAUCUUCGGCCAGGAGCAGUUCGGCGGCGGCUUCUGCGGCGCCGGACAGCAGCCCGGAUCAGACGUGAACCCACUCUCACGCAAGGGCCUGCGCACCCUCGGCACAGUCGAGAGCCUCAUGCUGCUCACCGAGUGGCACCCGCGCGCGCUGCACUUCCCGCCCGGCGACGACGACGACGAGCUGGUCCUCCCCGACGAUCUCGACCACGAAAAGGGUCCCAAGGCCGACAUGUACAAGGGCGUGGGUGACAAGCGCAUCGACAGCUGGCUGGAACCCUGCUGGCGGAGCGACCGUAUGUGCUGGAUGCUACUCGGCAACGCCAUGACGCUCGCCUUUGAGAUCGGAGUCUUCGACGAGACGAGCGAAAUCGAGUUUGAAGAAGCGAACCAGCAUCUCUCUCACGCCACCGUCAAGUCGUACUUUCGGCGGAAGAGCCAUCUCAAGAACCUGCUCAUCAUAUACGUCACCCAGACGAGCGGCCGUUUGGGGCUGACAUCGAUGCUGCCCAAGAUCGACCAUCGCGACGAGAACUUCAUCGGAGGGCUCACACCAAACGAACUGUACCAGCAGCGUGUGAAUGGCAUCAAGGCACCGCCAAUGCAGUUCGGCACGCGUCCCAGCGCUGCGCAAGACGGCCAGCGGCUACCGCUGGAGUCUGUCGCCCAUCAGGAACGACACGCUGUACAGGACCUGGUGCUCGACUUUUGGACGCGUAUAGCGAGAAUCAUGGAGAUGGGCAACUUGAAGCUGUUCUCGAAUCGGCGCAAGACGAGAGAGCUGCUCAAGUCAGGCCAGUACGAGGAGAUGUUGAAGUUCUUCCAAGGUCCGUUGACGGAGUGGAAGAACUGCUUUGAUCGCGCUACCCAAGUACCCACACAACUCCGCCAUGUCCUGAUUAUUGAGUUCGAGUACACACGCGUCUACCUCAACUCUCUCGCCCUGCAAGCCGUGGUGGAACGCUGCACGCACAACACGCCCCUGCAAACACACGCCAAUCUCUCCACCGCGCGCACCCCGACCAACGGCAUCGCCCCUGGCCCAGGAGACGGCGGCGCCAUUCCCUUCUCCACACUAACCAAGUGGUACGCCAACGACCGGCACUACAUCAACGAAGUCAUCGACGCAUCGCGCAACGUUCUCAAAGUCGUCGUGGACGGCCUCUACCCAGGGGACUAUCUCCGCCAUGCCCCAGUGCGGACCUUCUUCCGCAUCGUGUCCGUGGCCAUCAUCCUGCUGAAAACAUUUGCCCUGGGCGCAACAGAAGAAGACGUCGCCGUCUCUCUCGCGCUCCUCUCGGGUGCCGUCGACGCCCUCCGCACCUCCAUCGUAGACGACGUGCACGUCGGCAACCGCUUCGCCGACCUAGUCGAAACCCUCACGCACCGCAUCCGCUCGCGCUUCGUCCGCCUCGCCGCAAACGCUCCAACCAGCCUCUCGCGCGCCGGCUCACGCUCCCCCAUCCAAGCGCCCCCAAUGCCUCCCCCCGCGCCGCUCAACCACCUAGCCAACGCCUACCUAGGCUCCAGCUCCGCCGCCUUCGCACCCCCCGGCUCCGGCACAGGGACCUCGAUCCCAGGCAGCCCCUCGCUCGGCGGCUUCACAGCCAGCGGCAGCGGCCGCGGCACCCCGCUCUCGCACUUGCACUCGCACUCCCUAUGGGGCAUCUCCGCUGAACACUACGAUCCAAACUCAAACUCCAUCAGCAUCAUGCCCCCGCCGGGCUUCCACUCUUUUCCCCACCCAACCCCAAACACAAACCCAACCCCAAACACGCCAGGCGGCUCCAACGUCCAUGAAAAUGGAAACAACAGUACGAACAGCAGCCAUGGAGAGGGCAAUGCGAACGGCUCGUGGUCUCAGUGGGCGAACAGCGGCGCUAGUUGGGGCGGCGCAGGGAACGAUCAGGAUUGGUUGGCUUUGCCGCUGGAUCCUUUGCUGGAUCAGUGGGGGGCUGAGAUCAAUCAGACGGCCAUGGGGCCUGAUGUCGGCGGUAUGGAUAUGCUGGAUAUCUUGUUGAAUAUGGGCGGGCCACCAGGCAGCACCUCGUAG
Molecule: messenger RNA, 3318 nt
Organism: Ascochyta rabiei
Lineage: Eukaryota; Fungi; Ascomycota; Dothideomycetes; Pleosporales; Didymellaceae
Product: zinc finger transcriptional activator
Exons: 2
Coding region: 1-3318 (1105 amino acids)
Biological process (GO): positive regulation of transcription by RNA polymerase II; aromatic amino acid catabolic process
Cellular component (GO): nucleus
Molecular function (GO): DNA-binding transcription factor activity, RNA polymerase II-specific; zinc ion binding
Source: RefSeq, a predicted model, not a curated record